GCCAGGGGCCGCUGUGGAACCCACCCGUGGCCGGGUCGCUCCUUCCCGCAGCCGCGCUCGCACCCAAGAUGGCGGUCGCAGCGCUGUUCCGGGGCGCGGCUCCAGGGUGUGGCGGGCCUGCCUGGCUCUGGCGCCUGCGCGCGACCUCAGGGCACCGCCUGGCCUCUGGCUCGAGCGGCCACGGCAGCGACCCCGCUGACGGCGCGGCCUGGGCCUGCUUCCCGCUGGGCCAACGCGCCCUGGUGCGCGUGCGCGGGCCGGACUCGGCCCCUUUCCUCCUGGGGCUGCUGACCAAUGACCUGCCGCUUCCGGUUCCUGCGGACGGUGCGGCCUCGCCCCCCGCGCGUGCGGGCUACGCCCACUUUCUCAACGUCCAGGGGCGCACGCUGUAUGACGUCAUUCUCUAUGGGCUCCCGGAGCACCCUGGCCCCGCUCCCGCCUUCCUCCUGGAGUGUGACAGCUCGGUGCUGGGCGCGCUGCAGAAGCACCUGGUGCUGCACAAGAUCCGGCGGAAGGUCACGGUGGAGCCGUGCCCUGAGCUGCACGUGUGGGCCGUCCUGCCGGCCGCUCCUCAGGAGGUGGGUGGGGCCGCGCCACUGCCCGAGCACCAGGGCCCUGCCAUCCUCGCCCGGGACCCCCGCACCACCCGCAUGGGCUGGCGGCUUCUCACCCAGGACAAGAGCCCCGCCCCGGUGGCCAGGGGCAGGCUCAGGGACGUCUUGGACUACCACAGGCACCGGUACCAGCAAGGUGUCCCUGAGGGGGUCCACGACCUGCCCCCAGGAGUGGCCCUGCCGCUGGAGUCCAACCUGGUCUUCAUGAACGGAGUCAGCUUCACCAAAGGCUGCUAUGUGGGCCAGGAGCUGACAGCCCGCACCCACCACACGGGGGUCAUCCGAAAGCGCCUCUUCCCCGUGCAGCUCUCGGGCCCCCUCCCCGGGGGCGGCGUCCCCCCUGGCGCCACGGUGCUCACCGAAUCUGGACAGGAUGCCGGCAAGUACCGGGCGGGCCAGGGGGACGUGGGGCUGGCCCUGCUGCACUCGGAGAAAAUCAAGGGCCCGCUCCACGUCAGAACCCCGGGGAACGGCCCGGUGGCCCUGACUGCAUCCGUGCCGGACUGGUGGCCCACAGCCCCCAAGUAGCCGCCGCCCCCGCGCUCCCACAGAGGCCUCGGUCCCCGCACACCUGCGGCCGGCCCUGGAAGACAUGCGUCCGUGCAAGGUCCCGAGUGUUGGUGGGACUCCCACGGCUGCGAUGUCCGGCUCACCAUGCGUCCACCUGAGCCCCACCUCUGCUGGCGGCUCUGUGCUGCGGGGAGCCGGAAGCAAGCCUUGCGCCUGCCCCCUCUUCCAGCAUCCAGACAAGGUUCCAAACCAUGUGCCUCUGGAGGCCUUUGUCCACCGGCCAAGGACAGGAGUGAGAGGCUGUGCCUGCGGGUCUUCCCCCGCUGCCAGCCUGCUUCAGGGCAGGCCUGGCCCCGAGGCGGUGCAGCCAGGGAGGGCAGGGGAGGUGGGGCAUGUCUCAGGUCAGGAAUCACAUGUGGGGGGUGCGGUGGUCAUGUCUGCGGGCGGAGGCACGGCUGCCCACAGGCACCCCAAUCAGUUCUCCAAGUGCUCCUCCGCGCUCGACGCUGCCAUGGGAGCCCCGGUGCCAUUUCCAGGGCACUCCACUCCACAGCAUCGGCUCUGGUGGCUGGGCAGCCCCUCCCCCCCCCCCAGCCUGUGUGCGGAGAGCGCUGCAUGGCUCACCCCACUGUUGUGCCCAGGCCCCCUUUAGCCAGAUGCCAUCCUCCCACUGCAGUGUGACUGACGUUAUGGGUGCCCCACUGUGCCCCAGAGUGAAGAUUAAAGUUUGACUUAUAAGCGGC
This is a messenger RNA of Pipistrellus kuhlii (Kuhl's pipistrelle), 1867 nucleotides long. RefSeq names its product iron-sulfur cluster assembly factor IBA57 (gene IBA57). NCBI's taxonomy places the organism in Eukaryota, Metazoa, Chordata, Mammalia, Chiroptera, Vespertilionidae. The coding region runs from base 69 to 1142 and encodes 357 amino acids. The transcript has 3 exons. Gene Ontology annotation, molecular function: protein binding. Gene Ontology annotation, cellular component: mitochondrial matrix. The record is from RefSeq and is a predicted model, not a curated record.